Molecule: messenger RNA, 5032 nt
Organism: Seriola dumerili (greater amberjack)
Lineage: Eukaryota; Metazoa; Chordata; Actinopteri; Carangiformes; Carangidae
Gene: bag6l
Product: large proline-rich protein BAG6-like
Exons: 25
Coding region: 274-3852 (1192 amino acids)
Cellular component (GO): BAT3 complex
Molecular function (GO): polyubiquitin modification-dependent protein binding; misfolded protein binding
Source: RefSeq, a predicted model, not a curated record
UUAAGCUAGUUAGCUAACGGAUCAACCUGAAUGCGCACACACUCAGAACAACAGUUUCAUUUUUUUUUCAAUUGCCUCGGCUGUGGAAAUAGACUCCAAAUCAAAAGUACUACGUCAAACCGGUUUCCCGCUGAACGUGGACAACGAUCUCCUCUGGGAGAUUAGCUUGUUAUCGCUCUUAGCCUCCCGGUGACUGGGAUUAGCAAACGUUAGCUAUCUAGCUAACAAGCUAAUAACAACAACAAGGCUCCGGAGCUGUCUGAAAGCAGAAAUAUGGCAGAGCCCAGCGACAUGAUUGAAGUCACCGUGAAGACUCUGGACUCCCAGAGCAGGAGCUACAAAGUCAGAGGCGAGCUGACUGUGAAGCAGUUCAAGGAGCACAUCGCAUCCUCAGUGGAGAUCCCAGUAGACAAGCAGAGGCUCAUCUACCAGGGCAGAGUGCUGCAGGAUGACAGAACACUAACUGAAUACAAUGUAGAUGGGAAGGUAAUCCAUCUGGUGGAGCGUGCCCCACCUCAGGCCACCAUGUCCGGCUCUGGGGGUAUGGGUGUUUCCUCCGGCGGGGCAGAGGGCAGCGGUAGCCACGCCGCCUCCCAGGGUGCACCGCAUGACCGCAAUGCCAACAGCUACGUGAUGCUGGGGACCUUCAACCUGCCCGUCAACAUCAUGGACCCUCAGCAGAUACAGAUGUCAGUUCAGCAGAUGAUGGCUGGAGUUGGCGAAGCUGGGAGGAAUACCAGGGUCAGCACCAGCUCUGGGAGCAAUGGCUCGGUGGACGUGCAGAUCAACUUGGACCAGUCAGUGCACAGUGAGCCCAGGAUGAGGCUGCAGCUGGCUGAGAACCUGCUCAGAGACGCUCGCUCUCUGAUCCACAGACUGGAGGGAGUGUCCGGUGACAGCAGCUCCCAUUCAGAGCCAGAGGUACCUCAGUCUUCUUCUUCCCCACCAUCGUCUUCCUCCUCUGCCAGAGGAGCUGCAGCCUCACAGCCCAUGGACACCAGCUCUCCUCCUGCUCCAUCAUCCUCCACCUCCACCCAGACUGAGGGAGCAGCUAACACUGGCCCCAAUCACCCGAGUCCAGCAGAGUUUGUGGAGGUCCUGUCUGAGGUCAGGAGGGUGGAGGAGAGGUUACGCCCCUUCAUAGAGAGGACCCACUCAAUCCUCGGAGCAGCCACAUCAGCAGACUACAACAACAAUACACAAGAAAGAGAGGAGGAUCAGCGCAUUCUCAACCUGGUUGGAGAUGCCCUGCGUCUCCUUGGAAACACCUUGGUUGUCCUUGGUGACCUACGCUGUAACCUGGCGACCUCUCCUCCACGCCACCUGUAUGUGGUCCGCCCCAUGGCCCACUACACCCACCCAGUCCUGCUCCAGGCUGGUCUGCCACACAUGCCCAUUCCAAUAAACUUAGGAACAACAGUAACCAUGACGUCUAAUGGGAGACAGGUGGCUGAGGGACAACGCCAGCCCUCUCACAGUUCUGGCCAAUCAGAUCAACAGGCUACCGACCAGGCUCCGCCUGUUCAUUCCAACGGGGCCGCUCAUCAACAGGGACAGGGAGGACCCCGAGUGAUCCGGAUCACCCAUCAGACCAUGGAGCCUGUAGUCAUGAUGCAGAUGAACAUCGACGGUGAGACAGCAGCUGGGUCUCAGGUUCCCGGACAGCCAAUUGCUGCAGGUCCCGGCCAGCCCGGAGUGACACCGGUCCACUUCCCAGGACUGCCCCCUGAGUUCAUGCAGGCCAUCGUGCACCAGAUCUCGCACCAAGCUGCUGCCAUGGCUGCUGCAGCCUCAGCAGGACACCCAGAACAGAUGGCGUCAGGCCCUGGCUCCACGCCCAGCGCUGAGGCAACUGCUUCCCAACAACCCCCCCACCCUGCUCAGGCCAGGGUGGUCAUCACCAGACCUUCCUUCUCCCCUCGCAUCCCUCAGCCUGUGGGAACCAGGGGAACCACCAUCAACCUGAGGGCCACAGUACCCACAGCUGGCCAACAGCCAGGACAGGGCACACCUCUGGCUCCCUCCUCCCUCACACAGAUGAUCAGUGGUCUGGUCGGACAGCUCCUGAUGCCGGGGCAGCCAGGUGAUCCUGUUUCCACGUCCUCGUCGACCAGCUCUCAGUCCUCCUUCUUUACCUCGUCUUUGUCUGAUUCCUCCACCGUGUCCCCCCCACCAACCUCUGCCAACACCUCCGGACAGACAACCACACGCACCACCAGCACCGCCUCCGUGGGGCAGCCAGCAGACAGCAGUCCUGAGGGAAAUCUGGCCCAGCUCCUCGGCUCUCUGCUGGGAGGAGCGGCUGGGCUGGGGGGUUCCGGCUCUGGGCCGGCUCCCUCCAUCACUGUGACGCUGCCGGGGGUGCCAGGCUUCUUCCAGGGCAUGUCAGACUUCACACUGCCCCAUGCCAGUGGCCCUGCAGCCCCAGCCCCGCCUCCAUCUACCAGUACUGCCCCGCCCCAGGACAGCAGCAGUGGAGCCACAGACUCUCUGAGCCCGGAGCUGUUCACCGGCAUCGUGCAGGGAGUCCUGUCCACCAUGAUGAGCUCUCUGGGGGCACAACAGGGCAACGGAGAGAGCAUCGCCCAGUUCAUCCAGAGACUGUCCCAGACCAACAACCUGUUCACGCCUGGCUCUGGAGACGCUGUGGGGUUCUUUGGCGACCUGCUGUCUCUGGUCUGUCAGAGCUUCUCCAUGGUGGACAUGGUGCUGUUGCUUCAUGGGAACGCCCAGCCUCUGAGCCGCAUCCGACCCCAGCUCACUGACUUCUUUACCGAACACUACCUCCAGGGCCGAGAGCCCACUGAUGCCAACAUCGCAACAGCAGCUGAGGACCUCAUCAACGGACUGGAGGAGUACAUAGCUGAGAGCUUUGCCACGGUGACGGUGCGGGAAGGAGUGGACAUCGUUCAGACCAACCUGUCCUUCCUCAGACAGCAGUUCACACACAUGGCCUCACACAUCCUGCGCUGCAGCGAUCACACGUUCGGCCCUCGUCUGCUGCUGCUGUGCACUCAGGGCCUGUUUGAGUGUCUGGCUCUGAACCUGUACUGCCUGGGAGGAGAGCAGAGAGCUCUGACUGCAGUCAUCAACCACCGCAUCAGGAGGAUGUCUGCAGAAGUCAACCCCAGUCUGGUCAACUGGCUGACCGGUAUGAUGUCUCUGAGGCUGCACGUCAUCCUGGAACACAACCCAGUCACUGAGGACCAGAUCCAGCACUACGUCAUCUACACACAGGGGGAUGUGAACCAGAGGUCAGAGGCUGAAGCGCAGCAGCCGUCAGAGAGUCCCAGUGUGGAGAUGGAGGAGAGUUUGUCUCCGGCCGCAGCCACCACAGCAGAGGAGGCCAUGGCUACCUCAACUGACGGUGGAGAGAGGGGAGCGUCUCCUGGAGACAGCACCGCCUCAUCAGGGGACGCUCAGUGUCCUGCUGGGGCCCCAACAGGACGAGAGGAGGCAGCCCCUGAGGUGGAGCCGUGGGCAGCAGCUGUUCCGCCUGAAUGGGUUCCCAUCAUCAGACACGACAUGCUGUCUCAGAGGAAGAUCAAAGCCCAGCCGCCGCUGUCUGACGCCUACCUGCACGGGAUGCCCGCCAAGAGGAGGAAGACCACCCAGUGUGAGGGACCACACCUGUCUCUGUCAGACGCCGUGAGUCGAGCUGCUCGGACCGCCGGAGUCCUGCCUGUCACGGCCCCGAACAGCCUGCAGGGAGAGCUGGAGAGGCCAGAGCUGCAGGAAGCAUACACCAAACAGGUGAAGAGCGACAUCAAAGAGCGUGUGCGAGACGAUCCGGACUACAGCUCCCAGAGAUUCCCCAACACACACCGCGCUUUCUCUAUAGAAGACUCCUAAUCCUCUCCAGCCAUGUGCCACAGAGGGCCGAGGCCAGGUCCAGAACAGAGGAGCGAGGCCAGGUCCAGAACAGAGGAGCGAGGCCAGGUCCAGAACAGGAUCUGUUCCUGGUACAUGUAGAAUGGUAACAUCCCAUCGUAGACGUGGCCUGUAAGGACGACAGCUGCUGAACGGUUCCUCCUCUCUUGCUGUAGUUUGGCUAGAAUGGAAAAACCUGCAGACUGUGGCCCCUCCAUGGCACAUGGUCUGAGGAACUAUACGCUCUUUGAGUCACCUCAAGCUAAAACAUUCCCUCUGCUCUCUGACACCUCCUGAGGUGUCAGAGUACUAAACGCUGAACAUAAGAUCUGCCAGCAGCAGCUCAGUACAGAAGAGGACUGGAGGACCAGUGGAGAACUAAUCCUCUUCUGUCGGUCUGAAACAGUCUGAGCAUCACAGCCUCAGACCAGUGUCAGGACCGUUAGGACAAGAACUGACAAUUCAGUGGUAAUGUUCUGAGAAAAUAAAUAAAUAAAUAAAUAGAAAUAGUUGCACUAUGAGAAUAGAGCUGCAAUGUUACAAGAUAUAAGUUAUAAUAAUGUUGCAAAGAAAAAGUUGUUGCAAAAACAAAGUGAUACCAUGAAAACAAAGUUGUAACGCUGCGAAAAAAAAAGUUGUAAUAUCAUGAAAUAAACCUGAAAAGUUAUUAGGAAAAAAAGUCACAAUAUUUCAAGAGUAACGUCAUAAAAUGAUGAAGAGUGAACUGACAGUCUGGUCCUCUGGAUGCAGUGUGAUCAGAUUUGUGUUUCCUGACACUCCGUCAUACUGAGCACUUCUGUCCUACGUUGCACAUGUAUUUGCAUUAUAUAUUAAACUGUAAAUGAGAGCAAACUGUAUAUAGUAAAUGGGGAGUGAUGUCAUAGAGCUGUGUCAAUGUCAGUCAGGUUAGUGCUGUUGCCAUGACGUCAGGUUUUUAUCUUUUAGCAUCAUGACAAUAAACGUCACGGAUGAUUUGUUUAUGUCUGUAUCAGCACUGACAGUGGUGUCUGUCGUCUCUAACCACGUAUCCUCCUGCACUGUUGUUACCUGCCACAGCCUGAUGGUGGUGAUGUGUGUGUGGAGCACGGCUGCAGUCAGUAGAGGUCUGUCCAACUGUGAAUGGUUACUCUGUGCUUGUUAACAUCACUGAAAUAAAUCAAAC